UAAAUUUAAGUAUUGGGCACAGUAGUAGCAAGCACUUACAUUUGAUAUGUGAAAUCAAUGUCAUUCUCUCACUGUGUGGUAAGGGGAGGGAUUUUUCAUUUUUUUUGUUGUAUGAAAGAUCUUGGAGAGAGAAAGUGAAAGAGAGAGAAACAGCGGAAUACGGUUGGAUUUACUGGUAAACCCAAGUAAAUGUGCAGUUAGGUUAUCAAUUCUGGUUGUAUGUUUUUGGAUUUACUGGUAACCCAAGUAAAUGUGCUGUUAGGUUGCUGUUAUUUGUGUUGCAAUUAAGAGAGAGAAAUAGAGAAAGGGAAAGAUAAAAGACAGAAAGGUCCAGUUGGGGUUUUUUUAUUAGCUGGGUUUUAGUUGAUUAAUGGAGGUGUGGUUUUUGGGGUUGAAGGAGGGAUCUUUGUAUGCUAUGUUUUGUUUCUGUUAAACCAUUUUGGCUCUUGUUUUUUCAAGUGUCUUGUUUGGGGUUAGGGGCAGUUUUCCUUGUUACCUUUUGGGAUCUUGGUUUUGAGGUUCCAGGGCUUCAGUUGUUCAGCCUUUGACUCAUUAGUCUCUUCAUUGGUUCCCUUCCAAGUUUUUUGUCUUCCUUGUACUUUCUUUAAAAAAAAUGGGCUUUUGACUUUUCCAAAUUUGGGUUCUUUUCUGUGGGUUUUGCACCUGAAUUUUUUUUGAACUGAUGCUGAGAUGCUUUGUUUCUCAUAUUGGAGCCUGAGAUUUGUUUCUGGCUUUCUUUCCCCAAUAAAUUUUUGGUUCGUUAUGGGCUGUUUCUCUAUGAAUUGAAUCCUUUAUAAGGUGAAUUGAGGGCUUUCUUUAUCUGGUACAAGAUUCCUCCCUUUUGCUUUGAGCCCUAGGGUUUGAAAAUUGAACCCACAUAGGUAAAAAAGUGGGUUUUUGUUAGAUGUGUUAAAAACCUUUUUUUUUUUUUUGGUGGUGAAUCUUGAGCCAGUUUCUUCCUGGGUUUUGUCUGAAGUUUUCCCCUUUGAUGCAUCUUUCUCUGUGGAAACCCAUAUCUCACUGCGCUGCUCUGAUCUUAGACAAGAAGAGCAGGAGAAGAGAUGGGUCUGAAUCAGCUGCUGAAAUCAAGAAGAACAUUCUCCGGAAGCUACAUGAGAACAAGCUCAGGGAAGCUCUUGAAGAAGCAUCUGAGGAUGGGUCUUUAUUCAAGUCUCAAGACAUGGAAUUGGAACCUGAUUCACUAGCCAAUCAAGAUGAGAGCUUGGGACGAUCAAGAUCCCUUGCAAGACUCCAUGCCCAGCGUGAAUUCUUGCGAGCUACUGCUCUUGCUGCGGAACGUAUAUUUGAGAGUGAAGAUUCAAUCCCUGAUGUCCAUGAAGCUUUCAGUAAGUUCCUCAAAAUGUACCCAAAAUACCAGUCAUCAGAGAAGAUUGAUAAGUUGAGGUCAGAUGAGUAUGCACAUUUGUCACCAAAGGUAUGCCUUGAUUAUUGUGGAUUUGGGCUUUUCUCUUAUGUUCAAACUGUGCAUUACUGGGAGUCUUCUACAUUUAGCUUGUCUGAGAUAACUGCAAAUUUGAGUAACCAUGCACUUUACGGUGGUGCCGAGAAAGGCACUGUAGAAUAUGACAUUAAGAGUAGGAUAAUGGAUUAUUUGAACAUUCCUGAACAUGAGUAUGGCCUUGUGUUUACUGUAAGUAGGGGGUCUGCGUUUAAGUUGCUGGCUGACUCAUAUCCUUUUCACACGAAUAAGAAAUUAUUGACCAUGUUUGAUUACGAUAGUCAAUCUGUGAAUUGGAUGGCACAGAGUGCUAGGGAGAAGGGUGCAAAAGUUUAUAGUGCUUGGUUUAAAUGGCCAACUCUUAAACUUUGUUCUACUGACUUGAGAAAGCAGAUUUCAAAUAAAAAGAGGAGGAAGAAGGAUUCCGCCACUGGUCUUUUUGUUUUUCCAGUGCAGUCUAGAGUAACAGGGGCUAAGUACUCAUAUCAGUGGAUGGCAUUGGCGCAGCAGAACAAUUGGCAUGUCUUGCUUGAUGCUGGGUCAUUGGGUCCCAAAGACAUGGAUUCACUUGGCCUGUCCUUGUUUCGGCCAGAUUUCAUUAUCACAUCAUUCUACAGGGUGUUUGGAUAUGAUCCAACUGGCUUUGGGUGCCUUCUUAUAAAAAAAUCUGUCAUGGGAAGCCUUCAGAACCAGUCUGGAUCUACUGGUUCUGGAAUGGUGAAGAUUACCCCUGAGUAUCCUCUCUAUCUGAGUGAUUCUGUAGAUGUUCUUGAUGGAUUGGGUGGAAUUGAGGACAAUGAAAUUGGUGCGAAUGGUGAGAAGCCCUCUGAAAACCGUCCAGGGACUCAGUUGCCUGCCUUUUCUGGUGCCUACACAUCUGCCCAGGUUAGGGAUGUAUUUGAGACUGAAAUGGAUCAAGAUAAUAGUUCUGACAGAGAUGGAGCAAGCACCAUAUUUGAAGAAACUGAGAGCAUUUCUGUAGGAGAAGUGAUGAAAAGCCCCGUCUUCAGUGAAGAUGAAUCAUCAGACAACUCAUUCUGGAUUGAUUUGGGUCAGAGUCCAGUGGGGUCUGAUAGUGCAGGUCAGUUGAACAAACAGAAAAUUGCCUCCCCUUUGCCACCUUUUUGGUUUAGUGGCAGGAAGAACCACAAGCAGCUCUCUCCAAAGCCAACAUCAAAGAUAUAUGGCAGCCCAAUAUAUGAUGAUAAAGAUGUUAACCUGGGGCAUGAUGAUCAUCAUGUGUUAUCCUUUGAUGCUGCUGUCUUGUCAGUUUCACAGGAACUGGACUGUGUGAAGGAGAUUUCUGAAGAAGAACAAUUUGCUGGAACAAACAUCACUUCACAAAAUCAUAAGAAGGCUUCAAAUCAUUCGCAUGUUCUGGAAAUAGAGGAAGAGCAGGGUACCACCAAACCACUGUCUGUGGGGUCUGUAUCUAGUUCUGCUAUUAAUGGAGCUCGUCUCAAUAACUCUUCUGUCUUUCCGAAAAAUGGCCUAGCAAAUGGCUUAAUUUCUGAAGUUUCCUCGGAGAUUAAAGAGAGUGCCAUAAGAAGAGAAACUGAAGGUGAAUUUAGGUUGUUGGGGAGGAGGGAAGGGAAUAGAUAUAAUGGUGGCAGAUUUUUUGGGUUAGAAGAUGAACAUCCAAGCAGGGGAAGAAGGGUGUCCUUUAGCAUGGAGGAUUGCCGUAAAGAGCACCUUAGUCAUACUUUGGAGCCGGGAGAAGCGUCUGGGACCAGCCUUGAUGAUGAAGACUAUGCCAGUGAUGGAGAAUAUGGUAAUGGGCAAGAUUGGGACAGGAGGGAGCCUGAGAUAAUAUGUCGGCAUCUUGAUCAUGUUAAUAUGUUGGGGCUCAAUAAAACCACUCUUAGAUUAAGGUUUUUGAUUAAUUGGCUUGUAACCUCAUUACUGCAGCUCAAAUUACCCAGUUCAGAUGGAGAUAGCAGAGUGAAUCUUGUUCAUAUAUAUGGCCCAAAAAUAAAAUAUGAGAGGGGUGCAGCUGUGGCUUUCAAUGUGAGGGAUAGAAACAAGGGCUUCAUUAAUCCAGAGGUUGUACAGAAGUUGGCUGAAGGAGAAGGUAUGUCUCUCGGUAUUGGUUUCCUCAGUCACAUUCGAAUAUUAGACAGUCCACGACAACAGCGAGGGGCUUUGAACCUUGAAGAUGCUACCCUGUGCAGACCAAUGGAAAAUGGGCGACAUGAUGGGAAAAGUGGGUUCAUAAGAGUUGAGGUUGUCACAGCUUCUCUCAGCUUCCUGACUAAUUUUGAGGAUGUCUAUAAGUUGUGGGCUUUUGUGGCAAAGUUCCUUAACCCAACAUUCAUCAGAGAGGAUACACUUCCAACCGUUGUAGAGGAAGAAUCAGAGACAUAACUUCUGAAAUUGAGCAAUUCAAGAUCAUUUGCAAAAUAAUCCGAGAGUCUGAGUGGAAGAUUCAGAAGACCAUGGAGAGUAUUUGAAGGUCACAGUAUAAGGAGGGUUGCUCUUCCUCAAGACUCUCGGAUACAAGCGGGUGAAUUUGUUAAUUCAUGUUUGUUGUUGCUUGAAAUUUUCUUCUCUUUUUGGGUUCUUGUAGAGUUGGUUUUAGUAAUAUGUACCAUUUGGGAAGUUACCAUGACCUCAAAGCAGAAGUAUAUGGGCAUAAUUCUUACCGCUUAGCAGUCUGCUUUUGGUUUAUUUAUACACAUUUCAUUUUUCUUCUCUGUAAAAAGAAGCAGCUAAUUUUACCUUCUGCAGUUCAAAUACAAGCACUAAGAUUCUGGUUUGUCUAUUUGUUGUUAUUGAACUAUUUUGCGUUUGAUUCAAGUCAGGACAGACAAGCUUUAAAGUGAUUUGGACCUGGAAGUCCGGAAGUUUCAGGAUUGUCUUUCCUCUAGACUUAGUUUAUGGUUAGAAAUUUGUGUUGGCUAUACUAAAUUAUGUCUUGAUUUCGAAUUAGAGGGCUGACAGUGUUAGGAAAUCUAGGGUAGAUGCUGGUGGAUGAAACAUGAGAGGGCAAUUUUCAGAGAAGAUUGUAAGUUUUAAAAGGUCACACAGGAUCUGAAUAAUAUGAUAAUCUCUUAAAUUAACAUAUUUUUCUGUCUGUUGCUAAGAUGUAAAUAAAUAUUAUUUUGGAUAGACAUAAUAGAAUUAAUUAGAUAUAAUCCUUUUUAGAGAGAGAAUGGAGUGGAAUUGGUAAGCAGUAGUAGUUUGACGUUGAACAAGAAAAAGAUGAUGCA
This is a messenger RNA of Durio zibethinus, 4668 nucleotides long. RefSeq lists its product as uncharacterized. The record is from RefSeq and is a predicted model, not a curated record. NCBI's taxonomy places the organism in Eukaryota, Viridiplantae, Streptophyta, Magnoliopsida, Malvales, Malvaceae.